This is a messenger RNA of Plutella xylostella (diamondback moth), 3162 nucleotides long. RefSeq names its product translocase of outer membrane 70 (gene Tom70). Gene Ontology annotation, biological process: protein insertion into mitochondrial inner membrane; RNA processing; protein import into mitochondrial matrix. The record is from RefSeq and is a predicted model, not a curated record. Gene Ontology annotation, cellular component: mitochondrial outer membrane. Lineage: Eukaryota; Metazoa; Arthropoda; Insecta; Lepidoptera; Plutellidae. Gene Ontology annotation, molecular function: protein binding; transmembrane protein transporter activity.
UUUUGUCUAUGUUCUUUCAUCGCUCUUGGGAAGAAUGGCAAGAGCGGUGUAAAAAUCACGAUUUUAUAAAACUUUUACUCAGUGGCCAUAAAGUAAAUGGUGAAGCAAUUAUACAUUAAUAUAUCUGAGUGAGAAAUUGUGCAAGGGUAUGGCAUCUACGGGCAGUACACCUUUUCCGAAAUGGCAACUGGCAAUUCUUCUUGGUGCACCUUUGGCCAUCGGUUUAGGUUACCUUUAUCUGAGAAACAGGAUUGAAGACCCGGAGAGGAAGAAGGUUGCGGAACUGAAAGCGAAGACGACCAUAUCUUUGGAUAACGAGGAAAAUGCGAAAAACGCUUCAGAGAGCGCCAUCGAAAAGGCCAUGAAACUGAAAGGUGCCGGGAACAGGGCCUUCCAUGGAGGCGAGUACGACAAGGCGAUCGCGCUGUACAACGAGGCGAUCGAGGCGUGCCCGCCCGACCGUCCCAUCGACCUCGCCACCUUCUACCAGAACCGCUCGGCGUGCUACGAGAAGCGGGAGAUGUGGGACCAGGUCAAAGAGGAUUGUACAUUUGCUCUUAAAUUGAAUGAAAAAUACGUUAAAGCCUUUCUAAGACGCUCCCGAGCCGCCGAGAAGAGUGGUGACCUCGUUCUUGCUCUGGAAGAUGUGACUUCAGCAUGCAUCCUUGAAAGGUUUCAAGUGCAAAGCUCUUUAGUAAAUGCUGACCGCAUUUUGAAAGCCCUAGGCAGACAACAUGCCCGUGAAGCUUUAGAAAAACGCCGUCCCGUGAUGCCAUCUAAGCACUUUAUUAAAACAUACUUCUCUGCAUUCUCAGAAGACCCUAUUGCUAAAAUUCAAAUUGAUGACAAAUCUGCUAAUGGUUUUGCUAAAGCUAAGAAAGCUCUGGACACUCAAGACUAUGACUCUGUGGUUGAUGCCUGCACUGAGGAGAUUAAAGCUGAUGGAAAGUACAAAAAUGAAGCAUUGCUUCUCCGAGCCACAUUCUACCUUCUGCUGGGCCGGCAUGAUGAUGCACAGGCUGAUCUAGCUAAAGUUAUUGAUAGUGACGCCUCUACCAAAGUAAAGGUUAAUGCACUGAUCAAGCGUGCCUCUCUGUUCACACAGUUGGAAAACACAGAGCGAUGCCUGGAAGACUUUGCCCGUGCCGCUGAGCUUGACCCUCCUAACUCCGACAUCUACCACCACCGCGGACAAGUGUACUUGCUGCUGGAACGCAUGGAUGAGGCCACUUCCGAAUUUGCAAAGGCUGUUGAACUGAACCCCAACUUCUCUAUUGCUUACAUCCAGAAAUGCUAUGCUGAUUACAGACAUGCUCAGCUAAAUAAGAAUGUAAAUGCUCUGGCCCAGGUACGGUCAGACUUUGACAAAGCUCUGGAAAUGUUCCCUAAAUGUGCUGAAGCUUACAUCCUAUUUGCACAAGUGCUGUCUGACCAGCAAGAAUGGGAAAGGGCUGAGUCUUUAUUCAACUCGGCACUGUCUGUCGACCCCAGCAAUGCCACAUUGUAUGUCCACAAAGGUCUUGUCCAGCUUCAGAAAAGUACAGACUUUGACAAAGCUGUUAAGCUGAUCAACAAGGCCAUAGAGAUGGAUGACAAGUGUGACUUUGCUUACGAAACACUUGGCACUAUUGAAGUACAGAGGGGCAACCUGAAGAGGUCUCUGGAGUUGUUUGAGAAGGCGAUCGCGCUCGCCAAGACGGAGCUGGAGAUGACGCAUCUGUUCUCGCUGAAGGACGCGGCGGCCGCGCAGCUGAAGGUGUCGGAGCGCUGGGGGCUGGACUGGACCGUGAGCUAGGCGCCCCUCCCCCGCGCCCCUCGACAAUACCGGCACAAGCUACCAGUCUGCAAGUCUUUACUUCAAAUUCUAGAUAUAUCUUUCAAGCAGGAGGGUAACUGCUGUAAUUAAAUAGAUUAGUCAUUCCAAAAAUUUAACAUCUAUAACGUGUUGCAGCAGAAUGUGUUGUAAAUAUUGUUAUCAUGAUGUGGUUGGGGUAGUUCAUCAGUGAGCGGUGCCGCCGGCGCUUGCGGCUUGUGCUGCGUGUUGAAGCUUCCCGUAGGCUAGAUGUGAUAUUUGUACACUGUGUAUAGUUGCACCCUAUUGUUCACUCAAAAGCGGCUUUGUCAAACACAUAGAAAAUUUAGCUUACAUGUGUGAUAGCUAAAUGUGCAUUGAAAAUUUACUUUAGCUAAUUUUACAUUUCGUAAAUAAAUAAUAUUUUAAUUGCCUAAUAUUAUAAAAAAUAUCUAUAACUUAGUUUUGUUACUGUUAUGCACAUUUUUGAGCUGAACAGUGAACACUGCCAUUAUUUUAAUGUUACUGAAUAGAACAUGUUUUAGCCAUGUCCUGUAGCUGCACCUUGCCCUGUAGCACCUUGCAUUUUCGUUAUUAUUAUUAUUUUAGGUUUAUUUCAAACGAAAUUUCAUCUAAAAUAAUACUAAUGGGGCAUAAAUUGCCAGAACGCCUGCCAUUUUACGCAUUUUUACUGCGCUCACCCGUAAUCUUACGUAUAUGUUUCAAUAAUAAUCCAAGUUUUAGUCAUUCCUGUAGCUAUAAAUAUGUUAUCAUGACAGAAGGCAGUUUGUUUAAACCACCAAUAGUUGUUUGUAAAUGUUUGAGAUAAUAAUUUUUUAAAUUUAUGUUUGUGAUCCAAUGUGAAACGGUUUAGGAUGAAUGUUACGUACCUAGUAGUAUUUUUCCUAUUGAACGAAUUGAGGAAUCAAUUUACUGCAUGUUAUUGUAGGCAAGCACGCAAGCGCCACCUAUAGGCUUUGACGUAGUUGACCGACUCAUACAUUUCGUUGUUAUCCCGUGAGUAUGUAAGUACUUGAGUCGCGAGUGACUGGGGUGGCGGGGUGAAUGAUAAGGAAGUCGCAAUGGAUUGACUUGUUGAACAACCAUGUUCAAAUUGAUUCAUGAGCCCCGAAUAAAUGAUAAGCGAUGCCCGAUCACGGAGCAUCUUCAGUACAAAUGAUGCAAUGCUCAGGGCACUGAUUGGUUGGCUGUGACAGAGCAGGCUAAUGUGUUAGGGCCCGUCUGUAUUUAUUUAUUGUGUUUUAGAAUGGCCCACGAUAACGUUGGUUCUACACAAGUCGUUACCUCACCGAUAGAAUAUACCUAGUUAACAAUUCAUGAAAACUGCGAAAUACACUAUAAAAAAUAAA